GCCGCCGGUGGAAUCCGAUCGGAUCUUCUGCUAGUGGUCAAAUUUUGAGUUGCGAUUCUUGUUCGGAGAAGAAGAAAAUCUCGCCGGUUCCCUCCACUGAAACCCUAGGCCGAUCAGCGCAGAUUUUGCAGCCAUGGCGAGCACUAAGGUUCAGAGGAUUAUGACCCAACCCAUUAACCUGAUCUUCAGGUUUCUUCAAAGCAAAGCUCGUAUCCAGAUUUGGCUGUUUGAGCAGAAGGAUUUGAGAAUUGAAGGCCGAAUCAUUGGCUUUGAUGAGUACAUGAACUUGGUGUUGGAUGAUGCCGAGGAGGUCAAUGUCAAGAAGAAGAGCAGAAAGUCUCUAGGGAGGAUUCUUCUUAAAGGAGACAACAUUACCCUCAUGAUGAACACGGGAAAGUGAGCUACUACCACUUUGGACUGCCAUGUGUAGACGAUACGGGUGUGCAUGAAAGUGGAAGGCUGUCUGUUCGUCCGGGGUUCUUGUCGACGUUCCAUAGAAGACUAAUGAAAAAUACUCGAGACUGCUUUUGGGUUGGGUCUGUAUCGUAUGGCAAGUUGUAGUAGUUCAUGUGAUGAAAUGAUAUCCAACUCAUGAGAAAGUAAACAUCUAUGGUUUAACCUGUCAUUUCUUUAUCAAUAGCAAGUUGUAGUUGUCCUCUUUAACUCAUUCCAGUUUCAUUGUACUUCUUUAGUUUUCUGAAUGACCAUUACAACUUUGGUCAUAUAGCUGGGGGCUUGGGGCUAACCAAUGCUGCUGGGCUUUCAGCAUUCCGGGAUCAAGGCAAGGAUCUUCCUUCAAACCAUAUGAACCAUUGAUUGAACACUUCCACUAUUUGGCACUAAAGGUUUAGUACUUUAUUCAUCGUUCAUGUUCACAAGCUGUUGUUUCAUGCCGAUUAAAGGAGUAGAAGUGUGUUUGCCUGGGUAAAUGGUCAAUUUGUUCAUCGUUCGAGUUCACAAGCUGCUUUUCCAACUUUCAUGUCAAUCAAAGGAGCAAAAAGUG
This is a messenger RNA of Linum trigynum, 1003 nucleotides long. NCBI's taxonomy places the organism in Eukaryota, Viridiplantae, Streptophyta, Magnoliopsida, Malpighiales, Linaceae. The record is from the annotation of a GenBank genome assembly.